Molecule: messenger RNA, 1429 nt
Organism: Camellia sinensis
Lineage: Eukaryota; Viridiplantae; Streptophyta; Magnoliopsida; Ericales; Theaceae
Gene: SPO11-2
Product: sporulation 11-2
Biological process (GO): meiotic DNA double-strand break formation; meiotic DNA double-strand break processing; reciprocal meiotic recombination
Cellular component (GO): nuclear chromosome
Molecular function (GO): DNA binding; DNA topoisomerase type II (double strand cut, ATP-hydrolyzing) activity; ATP binding
Source: RefSeq, a predicted model, not a curated record
GCCAAUGACUAGUAAUGAGUCAGUUGAGUGCUUUCUGAACUGCACACGGUAACAGCAAACAAAAACAAACUAAACAAUAAUGGAAGAUCUGAGCAAAUCCUCAUUGAUGUUCUUCUCAGAUCAGCACCUCUGCUAUGCCGAUAUUCUUCCUCCUCCUCAGGUCCGAGCAAGAAUCGAAGUAGCCGUCCUCAACUUCCUCAAGAUCUUGAACUCUCCCACUCCGGCAAUCUCUGAUCUCUCUCUGAUCGAUAGAAGAUGGAGUAAUAGCAGAGUGAGUAGGGGUUUGUUGACGGAUGUUUCGUGGAUUUUUCUCUCUCACUCGUUUUGCACGAGGUCUUUGAUGAGAGUUAACACUGCUCAAGCCUUCAUCAGAGUUUGGAAGGUGAUGGAGAUGUGUUACCAGGUUCUGGUUCAGGAAAAGAGACUGACUCAGAGAGAGCUAUUCUACAAAUUGCUUUGUGAUUCACCAGACUAUUUCACUUCCCAAUUACAGGUCAACAGGACAAUCCAAGAUGUGGUGGCAUUGCUUCGUUGCAGCCGUUACAGUCUUGGAAUCAUGGCAUCUAGUAGAGGAGCCAUUGCUGGCCGCCUGUUGCUGCAGGAACCAAACCAAGAGGUUGUGGAUUGUUCUGCUUGUGGAUCUUCUGGUUAUACUAUUUCUGGCGACCUGAAUUUGUUAGAGAAAUUGGUCAUGAAGACUGAUGCACGCUACAUUAUUGUGGUAGAGAAGCAUGCCAUAUUCCAGCGGCUAGCUGAGGACUGUGUUUAUAAUCAAAUUCCAAGCAUUCUCAUCACUGCCAAAGGAUAUCCAGAUAUCGCCACAAGGUUUCUCCUUCAUCGAAUAAGCAAAACUUUUCCUGAUUUGCCAAUAUUCGGCCUGGUUGACUGGAACCCAGCAGGGUUAGCUAUACUAUGCACCUUCAAGUUUGGAAGCAUAGGGAUGGGGCUUGAGGCAUACAGAUAUGCUUGCAAUGUCAAGUGGCUGGGACUGCGAAGAGAUGAUCUAGAACUCAUACCUGAACAAUCUUUCAUGCCAUUGAAACCAAAGGAUGUUCAAAUAGCCAAAAGCUUGGCAUCCUCAGAAAUUUUACAGGACAAUUACAAGGAAGAGUUGGCUGUGAUGGUGCAGAGUGGUAAGAGAGCAGAGAUUGAAGCACUCUACUUCCAUGGAUACGACUUCUUAGGGAAGUAUUUGGCAAAGAAAAUUGUACUAGCGAAUUACAUAUAGGGAAAAAAAAUAAAAUAAAAUAAAAGAAUAAAUUACCUUGUGACCGAUAUUAUGUGAGCCUGGUUGUGGGAAGAAAAAUAUAUGCCAACUACUAAUAUCUCAUAUUAAGCAGUUCCUUACACUCCUGUAGUAACCUUACAUUUUUAAAUCAUCAGAAAGUAAAAAUAAAAAUAAUAAAUGGACCCUAAUAUUUAAUUUUAU